Molecule: messenger RNA, 618 nt
Organism: Penicillium alfredii
Lineage: Eukaryota; Fungi; Ascomycota; Eurotiomycetes; Eurotiales; Aspergillaceae
Product: autophagy-related protein 101
Exons: 3
Coding region: 1-618 (205 amino acids)
Biological process (GO): autophagosome assembly; autophagy
Cellular component (GO): phagophore assembly site
Source: RefSeq, a predicted model, not a curated record
AUGGAGUCCCGCAAAACCCCUCCGGAGUACUUCCUGGAGAUCUUCGCCGACACCACGACGGUGCGAGAUGUGCUGAAAGGCGUCCUCAACCUCAUCUUCUUCCACCGCUACUUCCCCUCCACCCGCCCCGUCAGCUUCGACGUGCUCGACUUCACCCUCCCCGCCAUAAACGAUGCCGACCUCGAGACUUUGAUUGAGUCGCGUGUCGCUGCUCUAGUCCGCCAGCACCUCUCCUCCGCCGCCGGUGCCCAGGAUGGGAAAGCCGGUGGCGGCGGGGGUGUGCGCGGGCGCAUCGCGGUCGAGUUCUACGAGAAGAAGCGGCGUCGCUCGGGAAUGUGGUUUGGCGGACUGGCAGGGAAGGGCGAGGAGGAGGUAUGUUGGGAGAUUUGGACGCUGGAUGUGACCAUCGCGACGCCGCGCACCGAGUCCGAACGGGCAAAGGUCCGCAAGGCUAUGGGGAACAUGCUCCAGAAAGCUGCCCUGAAGAUUCUCACUGUUGUUAACCGAGACAAAGACCACAUCCCGCCCAUUACGACCAGCGACUCUAACCCCUUCCCAUAUCGGAUUGUUGUCAAUCCUCGCACAGACGGCUGGGGCAACCGCAUCGGACUGUAUUGA